This is a messenger RNA of Phytophthora infestans T30-4, 985 nucleotides long. RefSeq lists its product as uncharacterized. The record is from RefSeq and is a predicted model, not a curated record. The coding region runs from base 101 to 790 and encodes 229 amino acids. Lineage: Eukaryota; Oomycota; Peronosporomycetes; Peronosporales; Peronosporaceae. The transcript has 5 exons.
CCGAGUCAAACUGGCAGCCAAAAGCUUGCGGUAAAGCUCACCAGCCUAGACAUCCGAGCCGCGAGUGUGAGCGUUCACACAGAGAGAAAGCAUUCGCAGGAUGACCACCGAAGUCAACGCCUCCGUGUUGGGAGGCACUGUGCUCAACGCUGGACCCCUGGGCACGGACACAACGUAUGGAAAGCUGCCGCCGCUGAACCCUGAUGACCUCAAGUUGCCGCCUCCGCCGCCAUCAGCCGCCAACAAAGUGACCAACACGGCGGACGCCAUCUCCAUCAGCGAAGUGUGGAUAGAGAUCAAGGCCAAGACCCGGGAAAUCAUCCUAGGCUCGUCAGUAUCUGGCGUGUUGUCUGCCAUGCGUAUUGUGAACCUGGCGAUGGCCGGCUGCAUGGUCGGACUGGCCGUGGGACAAAUCAUUCAGUCAGACUCGGCCUUCUCCGUCAUGGCAGACGCGCUCUCAGUCAUCUACACCAUCUUUUUCGCGUUGAUUUUGGUGGGAUACGAGCUACGCACAGCCUACAUCGACAAGAUUCUUCGUGGCAGCUUCGGCUUCAUGUACAGCCCCUGGGGUCGAUGCCUCUUCCUGAGCAUGAUCUCUAUCUUUCCGUUCGGCAUGUGUGGCGUCUACGGCAUCCUCGUGUCGCUCGCGGGCUUCUCCAAUGCGUACUUCAACUACUUUGUCAUCAUGAAGCACCCCUCUUUCACGCGCGGCGUUCCCGACUACACCCCACCCGAGGAAACUCCGGCAGCCAAGGCCAAGACGGUCACGGAGGAGGACACCACUGUCUAAGGAGAUAUUUUCUUCCUCAGCUUAUGAUCAAGAGGUCGAUAGCAGACGUCACUCACCAUAGCCAAACGAAGUGACGCACGCGUUACUGCACUGUGUAGCUAUGAAAGAGUUUCGACUGCUUCUAGCCUCUUGACGUGGAGACCGGCAGUCAUGCAUUUAUCGAUCCUCAUAAUUUACCGGAGCGUUUACUGAGCC